Messenger RNA from Chaetomium fimeti, 1447 nucleotides. RefSeq lists its product as uncharacterized. The coding region runs from base 1 to 1299 and encodes 432 amino acids. The transcript has 3 exons. NCBI's taxonomy places the organism in Eukaryota, Fungi, Ascomycota, Sordariomycetes, Sordariales, Chaetomiaceae. The record is from RefSeq and is a predicted model, not a curated record.
AUGGCUUCGCAAGACUCUUCCACUCCGCUGGUGAAUCGGGGGGCGUCGUGGGAGUCGUUUACUGAUGGGUAUCGCAUUGAACCGGUUUCGCUGAACGUCCGUACGGUGGAGGAGAUCGUCGACUACGUCGUCAAGGCUCGCACCGAUGGCACCGAGUCGAUCGUUAGCUUUCACUGGCAACCAAGUAAAGUCGAGAAUCUUCUCACACAGCUGGGGGACAAGUCAAUAGGAAUCGAGGAUUUUGAAAUCCGGCGGGUGGAAUAUGACUACAAAUUUGAGACAGUUUAUCUCGACAUUACCAACGAUACGGAGCUCCUGAACAAGGUCCAAGCCGGCCUCCGCUACUUCCUCCAGAAUCGUCUCAAUGGGCUGGUUGCGGAUAUGGCUGAUCCUGCAAUGCACCACCUGGCCCGGCGCAUCAAGGCGCGAGGCACAUUUCUCAUGCGAUACGAAGAUAAGAUCUGCAAACAAGCCGAUCUUUCGUUCGGUUUGGCAGGCCAUCUCCCGUCGCUUGUUUGUGAGAUCUUCUGGAGCCAACCUCGACAAUAUAUAGAAAGGAAGGCGCACCAAUACAUCGAGAUGUCGGACGGGCAGAUCAGAGCUGUCCUCAUCCUUGAUCUUCAAUAUCCCGAUGCGGCCGAGGGAUGCGUCGGCCUCUUGGUAGCGGACGACUCAGGGUCUAGCGACUGGAUCCAACGCUCCCAAGUGUUCUACGAUGAAACCUUUACCGAACAGCCUAACGGUCGAGUUGACCUAUACAUCUCCGACUUCCGCGGUUGUGCGGGCUUGCCGGCAGCGUUGUGCCGCCCUUCAGCUAUCGAGCUUGCAGCUGGCGUCUCGAGAACGCCCCAAAUCAUCCUCACAUACAAACGCCUUGCGGCCAUAUUCCGGACGGCCAGUGGUAGCGACACUGCAAACCUCCAACUCGGAGACGUGGAUGAGGAGGAAAGGCUGUACAAGGUUGCAAAGCGGCGGGAGGCUCCGCCCUUCACCAACACAAAGGAGUUUAUGGUGACCGAAGUAGAACGGCACAUGACUGAAGGGCGCAUCGACGUGGAGAAUUGCGUGACCGAAGCGAUCGAGGAUGCCCUCUGUGAAUUGGGCUCCAAGAAAGAAGAGCUUGUGGCUGCGGUGAUGGAGCAGCGAAAGGCUCGAAAACGCGCCGAGCUGGAUCGGUAUGUGGCUGCCGAGAUGGAACGGUAUACUCGAGAGUGCACCGGGGUGGAGGCCCGGAUUGCGGAAGGGUUCGAUGAGGUCUUGGAAGAGAUGCGGAGCGAGAUGGAAGGGCGGAUGCCCUAAGAGCGUACCGAUGUCCUCCAUGAAGCUCACAUUGAGACAAAGCGUCGAGUGGCUGUCGAGCUUGAGAGCUGCUCCUGGCCGAAGAUCGGUUAAAGGAGUAGCAGUCGUGGAACUACGGCGACUACAUAGGAAGGGGGACAGGUUGGAG